AUGGUAUAUAUACAUAGAUUUUUUGAUACGCAGAAGUUGCAAGAAUUAGUGUUCAUCGGACCGAGCUACAUACAGAAUCAGCAUGCACCAGUUGCCAAAAUAAAUCGAAUAAUAACCGAAAGUUUGAUAUUCAAGAACGCGCAUUGCCUACAAAAAUUGAUCCUCUUGGGUUGUGAAAUGUCCACGGUGAAGAACGAAAACGAUAGAUAUUUACACAAGAACGUGGAAUAUUAUUCCCGACCGUUAUCAUUCAACACAGUGACCUCCGAAGCGGACACCGUGUUGUCAAGUACCAAUGCCGGGUUAAUGAUGUUUUCUACUCUACAACACAUAAUAUUCGACUUCGAUCUGAUGAGCACAUCCACAUUGGAAACUCUAAGUCAGUUCUCGCAAAUAACACAGUUGACCCUCAACAUCGGGUCGCGGCGGCCGGCGCCGCUGCCGAGCGUGGACUGGAGGAACAUCAGUGGGGGGUUGCAAGUUGCUUUGAAUAUCAUAUCAGUAUCGCACAAUGUUCUGGAAGAAAUCAUCGAUGUAGUGCUCGUGGAGGGAAUGCCGCUGGUCUCGUUAAAAGUCAUGUUUUGUAAAACUCUGCACGCGGGCGUGCUGCAGCGCGUGGUGCGCCACCACAAGGCGAGCCUGCGCGAGCUGGUGUGGGCGGACGCGCCGCACGACGCCGCCGACCUGUACCACAGCCACCUCGAGCAGCAACUCUCUGAGGAGUUCGCAAUGUGCAACGUGAACCCGUUAAUUUUACUCUGCUGGCAGUGCAGCCAGCUACAGAGACUCGUCAUACACGGUUACUGGGUGUGGCAGUACGACCUGAUCGGGUUCGUGCGCCUGCGCCGCUCGCUGGGCGCGCUGGACGUGUCGGCGGUGCGCGGCGCGGGCGGCGGCGUGGCGCGCGUGCGGGCGCGCGAGCCGCCGCGCGCGCCCGACCCGGACCUCGUCAGGCAAGUGAACCUGUACACGGAGUUCGAGUGGUCGCCGGUGCCGUGGCCGUGCCUGCCGGCGGCGCUGCGCGCGCGCGCGUCCCCCGCGCAGCGCGCCGACUACGUGCUGCGCGAGCUGCUGCGCGCGCCGCCCGCGCCGCUGCCAUCU
Molecule: messenger RNA, 1101 nt
Organism: Brenthis ino (lesser marbled fritillary)
Lineage: Eukaryota; Metazoa; Arthropoda; Insecta; Lepidoptera; Nymphalidae
Source: the annotation of a GenBank genome assembly